Molecule: messenger RNA, 663 nt
Organism: Ochlerotatus camptorhynchus
Lineage: Eukaryota; Metazoa; Arthropoda; Insecta; Diptera; Culicidae
Exons: 4
Coding region: 1-663 (220 amino acids)
Source: RefSeq, a predicted model, not a curated record
AUGGAGAAGAAAAAGACGAACAAGCGACAAUUUGCCUGCCUUGUGGCAUUUAUGGAGGAAAAUCCCGACAUUGCCAGAGGAAGUAAGAAUUUGAAUUCGUGGGAAUCGGACUCGCUGAACAGUUUUGGUCCUCCCACUCAUUCCGUUGCAGCGUGGCAGAAGGUUUGGACCGACAAAAAGCUGCAACUGAAACGGAAGUUGCAGCAUAACAAAAACGAGUUGACGGGUUCUGUUUUUGGAACGCAAUCAUCACCUAGUCCAUCCGCAAUUGGUGAACGCCAAGCGGACCGUUGCGUCGAAGAUCCUAUCGAGGAACCUAGGGUAACGGAAGAUCAGCCAACGCAUGAUAGUGUAACCCGUGAGGAUGGAAGAGGUCAGCCAGCUACGAGCGGCCGUGGUCGAGCGACCAAACAAAAUUAUAGAAAAAAUCUCCUCGAAAAGCAGACCGACGAUCUCAGCAAGAUGAAGCUGCAUGUAUCGGAUUGUGCUCGAUAUUCGCGUAAAUCGUACGAUUUACACAAGAAGCGGUUUGAGUUAGAAAUGAAGCGUUUUCAGCUGGACGAGGAGAAAAUCAACUUCAACAAGCAAAUGCUGCUCGAAAAGCAGAAGCAUAAAAGUCAGCAGCUACAAUAUAAGAAGCAGAAACUCGAUUUUGAGAUUUGA